CAGAUGUUGUCUUUGAGGAGUUAGCGGCCAAUUGGUGAACAUUGGGCGUGAUUUAUCUUUUAUCGGCCGAUUAGCAUCUCAUGGAUCAGUUGGCUAUGAGUCGACCGUUUUGCCUCAUUAUGCUGUUUGCGUGCAAUUAUGGAACACAUGAUUAACAAAUUAAGUGAAUCCGAGUCCCGUUCCUCAUCACCACAAACUACUACUGGCUCUUCAUUUUUUAUCAAAGAUAUACUUUUUAGUAACAAAUGUUCAAAUUCUCAAAAAUCAAAAUAUGUAUCAAACAAUAUUACAAGCGGUCAUUUGGGAGGCAUAUAUAGCGGUACAGCCACUGGUGUGCCUCUUAAUCAACAGUCAUAUGCAGUCAAUCAUCAAAUUCAUUCGCAACAGAUAUUUGGGACAAAUCCCAGUUCAUUAGCUGCGGCCGCAGCGGCUCUUCUGCAUAAUCAUCACUCGACCGCCAAUUCAUAUGUAGCGCUUCAAUCACAUUCACAACACCACGAGUUGCUGCUUCAACACAUGCAAAGAGCAGCCGUGGCCGCAGCCGCUGCCUCUCAUGUGGCCGCAAGUCAUCGCAGACGUAAAGCACGUACUGUCUUCUCAGACCAACAACUUCAUGGAUUAGAGCGAAGAUUUGAAACACAAAGAUAUCUAUCGACACCCGAAAGGCUAGAUUUGGCCACAAAUUUAAAUUUAAGUGAAACACAAGUGAAGACAUGGUUUCAAAACCGGCGAAUGAAACACAAAAAACUUUUAAGAAAGUCAUCGCAACCGCAUAAUAAUACGUCCAGCCCUUUAUAGA
Oppia nitens is the source of this 799-nucleotide messenger RNA. Its product is annotated as brain-specific homeobox protein homolog. The record is from RefSeq and is a predicted model, not a curated record. Gene Ontology annotation, biological process: regulation of DNA-templated transcription. The transcript has 3 exons. Gene Ontology annotation, molecular function: DNA binding; DNA-binding transcription factor activity, RNA polymerase II-specific. NCBI's taxonomy places the organism in Eukaryota, Metazoa, Arthropoda, Arachnida, Sarcoptiformes, Oppiidae. The coding region runs from base 139 to 798 and encodes 219 amino acids.